Molecule: messenger RNA, 1257 nt
Organism: Striga asiatica
Lineage: Eukaryota; Viridiplantae; Streptophyta; Magnoliopsida; Lamiales; Orobanchaceae
Source: the annotation of a GenBank genome assembly
CUCAUUUAGUUUUCUCCACUAGUUUGCAGGCACAUACAUAGGCAAUUUAUUCAAUAAUUUCAAAAAAAGCUAGCAUUGUGCAUGUUAAUGGGUUUUUUUUUCACCUUAAAUAUAUCAGAUUUUUUUAGCAGUUUUCAAUAAAUUAUUAGUGGGCACCCAAAAAUGAACCAAAAAAAUUGAUCUUUGAUUCAGAAAAACACAGAAGGGGAAAAAGGAGAAAACAGAAAACGAAAAUGGUGGCGAUCUCACUGUACAAAGGCAGCCUCCACAAAGCGUCCGGCGUGUCCCGUCGAUGGUCGCCGCCGGCCCCAAGGAUCUCGCUCAAGGACUUCAAGAUUCUCCUCUGUCGCCGCGACAGGGCCCUCGCCCGCCUACGCUCCUCCUCCGCCGCUGCCGAUGUCGAUGUCGGGACGGCUUCAAGCCCUAGACCCGAUCCUCUGCCCAAUCGCGCUAAUACCAAUUCAAUCCAUCCGGACAAUGAUGUGAGUAAAAGGGUUGGAGAUAAUCAUGUCGAUAAUCACUGUUCUGAACCUGAAUUGCUGCCCAAGGGGGUUUUGAAGGAGGAGGAAGUGAGAGAGAUGGUGACGGAUGAGAGAGAAAAUUUAUUUAGGGAAUUUGUGGAGAAAGCUGAUGCUAUGUUGGAGGAGCAGAAGGAUGAAGAGAAUGUUAAGGCUCUUGUGGGUGAGAAAAGCAUUUCAGAAAAAGCUGCAGAGGAACGAACAAAGGAGGUGAAGGAGAAAUUGGAAAUAUUGAAUGAGAAAAAACACAGUUUGGUACAAGUGCUGAAACAGAUUUUGAGUGCAGAAGAGAAGUUAAAGAGAGGUGAAGCCGAUGACUUUUCAAAUCAUAAUACAACUUCUCAUCACUUACCUCGCACGAGCUGUACUUCACCAUCCUCCGAUUCUCAACAGCGGAAGCCUAGCUCUUCCAUGGUACCUCACUCUUACCGGGCCACUAUGAGUGUUGUCGGUAGUCCUUCACGGUUUGCACCCGCUGGUCAAAGUAAAAGUCAAGGUCAAGGUCAAGGUCAAGGUCAAGGAUUGUCGGUUCUUGCUGUUUCGGCUACGAGUUAUGUAGUUUCGUCUCCUUCUCCUGCUGCAUCGGGUGGUACCUCUGUCUUUAGAGAGGCCAUGAAUUAGAGAAAAAACUCAAUUAUCAGCUAGCUUUUUGUUGUUGCAACUUGUACUUCUUAAGUUUUAACCUUUGCUAUUGGCUUCCAAUUGCCUGUUAUUAAAAAAAAAAAAAUGUUGAUGGAAC